AUGACGUACUGCAUCAGGAAGGCAGAAGAGACAGGGUCUGGGGAGUUAGUGGUCCUGGGCAAAUCCAGCAUUCGGUAUGUGGCAUGGCUCUGCCUGGCUCCCGUUCUGGGAUCUACAGAAGGGCCCUGCUCUAGAGGCACUGGGUACUGCGCAGCUCAGAAGGCUGGGGCUGAAGUCCAGGGAAACAUGGCAGAGACCCAGCUCCAAGAAUUGGGCUGUGCCCCUCGUCUGGGCUCCCUCAGCUCCUGGGUCUACCUGCAGCAUCGCACUUACCACAUUGUGCCAAAAUGGCCCAUUUAUGCCUCUGUCGGCCCCACUAACAGUUGGCGGCUGGGAAAGAACCACUUAGACAAUGGCUCCGCAGCGCUGCAAGCAGCAGCUGGGGAAUUUCCGGGCUCGCAGCGCGAUCUCACCCAGAGGACAGGCGCACGCAGAAUCUUCCAGGCUGAAAGAACCAGCGGAAGAGACGGGGGUGUGGGGACAGAGAGGACGGGGCAGCCACGGCCGGGCCCCUUAGAAAUCACCCCACUGCGAUGGCACAGGCGGGCCGGGCCGGUCCAGGCACCCAGAGGGGCUCAGGAUGGCCCGGGGCAGCCUCGGGCCGAGGAGGGCUCUGCCACAGUCCUCCCCAGCAGGGACGCUUCCGGACAACUCGAGGAGAGCCCCUUUGCCCCUUUGCAGAGGGAGACCUUGUGCUCUGAACCCGGCCCUCCCCUGGGGCAUUGUGACCUCAGCUGUCAGCACACAAAGCUGUGGCCUCCUGCCCUUGGCUUGCCCUGUGAUUUGACAGAACCGUGGCCUGGUCACGGGGGCUGUUGCGGGGAGGUUGGGAAGUUGAAGAACACUGUGGCCUCCUCCAUCAUGUCAGCCAAGGAUGCAGAACUGAAGAAAGCAAACCCGACAUGUGGCUACAAAGGAGUUAAACAAGAAGGACCAUUUACCAAAACAGGAGGGACGCAAGGGUUAAGGAAUGAAUUCAAGGAGGUGAGGGAAGAGCUCAAGUCAAAAAUGGAGGAGAUAAAACAGAUAAAGGACAUAAUGGACAAGGAUUUUGAUAAACUCAAGGACUUCGUGGAAAUUAUGAAGGAAAUGCAGAAGGAUAUGGAUGACAAGAUGGACGUCUUAAUAAAUAUACAGAAAAACAACAAGCUUCCCCUUAGAAGAGGACCAAACCUGCAGGAGGAACUCGAGCUGAUGGGAAAGAUGAACACAGACCCACACCCACAGCUGAGGCUCAAGAAAAUGGAUGGAGCUGAGAGAGCACCGUCUGCUCUGCCCAGGAAGACGAUGGCUCCACAAAACAUGGCAAGGGACUCACUGGAUUUCAUUCCGUGUAGGUGUGGCUGUGAGAAUUGUUUGCCGUGUGCCUUCAAAACCAACUACAGUCAGAGGAUGAAUUUCAGUCAUCACCAGUGGCUGCACAUGGUUUCCCCACCUCAGAGGCCUCCACAGCUCCUCCCCUGCCUCCCAAGGAUCCUAACCGAGAAGCCGCCCACUCGUUAUUGCUCUGACAGGGUCCUCUGUCUGCACAGGAAGUGGGAUGAGGGGGACAGUUUCGUGCAUCAAGCUUUGGCAACAGGGUAAAGACCUUCAGUUCUACCUAGCGAAGUCCCAGCCACCAAGACCUAUCCUUGGUGACAGAAGGCACAAUAGUGGUCGCUUGUGGAAUGGGGGUGACGGGGAUGGGGAGAAGGUUUGGGGGAGGCUUCUGGAAUGCUGAGAUGCUGAUAAUGUUCUACCAUCUAGAUGGUGAUGAUAUGGGUGUGAACUCUGUGUAAAAAUUCAUCAAGCUGAGGAUGUAAAAUGGUGCAGCUGCUUUGGAAAACAGUUUAGCAAUUCCUCAAAAAAUUCAACACAGAGUUACCAUAUGAACCAGAAAUUCACUGUUAGGUAUAUACACA
Molecule: messenger RNA, 1901 nt
Organism: Choloepus didactylus (southern two-toed sloth)
Lineage: Eukaryota; Metazoa; Chordata; Mammalia; Pilosa; Megalonychidae
Gene: TEX35
Product: testis expressed 35
Exons: 13
Coding region: 1-1584 (527 amino acids)
Source: RefSeq, a predicted model, not a curated record